This is a messenger RNA of Neltuma alba, 1482 nucleotides long. Its product is annotated as protein SIEVE ELEMENT OCCLUSION B-like. NCBI's taxonomy places the organism in Eukaryota, Viridiplantae, Streptophyta, Magnoliopsida, Fabales, Fabaceae. The annotation marks the transcript as partial. Gene Ontology annotation, biological process: phloem development. The transcript is spliced from 4 exons. The record is from RefSeq and is a predicted model, not a curated record.
UGGUGAUUUUGGAAAUCAAACUCUUUUUUCUUUUUUUAAUUAAUUUCUGGAUUGAUGUUAGAAAUAUAGCAUCAAUGUCAGAGGCUUGGGAACUUUCUAGUCUGGUUCACAAGCUCAAUAACAUACACAAUCACCUUCAGACUCAGCUUGCCCUUUUACAUAAGCAGAUGGAUGAUAACAAACAAACUGAAGCUUUCGAGACACUUGUGCGCCUUUUUGAUGCAUCUCACGCUGACAACUUGGAAAUUCUUCAAGGUUUGUUUGACUUCAAGGAUGAUCAACUGCCACUCCUUGAUUGUUCUACCAAGCAAAGGGUAAGCAGUGAUGCAUUGAGGAGUAAAAUUGUGCUGCUAUUCAUAUCAGAUCUCGAUCUCUCUGACCAAGAGAUCAUGAUUCUUGGACAUAUGCAUCUCGAGUCACGUGAGGAACCAGACAUGUUUCCUAUUCCAUACGAAGUCGUUUGGUUUCCAGUUGUGAACAAGGCAACCCCAUGUACUGAAGUGAAACGGAAGAAGUUGGAGGACCUACGAUCAACAAUGCCAUGGUACUCAAUUUAUGAUCCUUGGCAGAUAGAGCAAGCAGUCAUUAAGUACAUUAAAGAUAUUUGGCAUUUCAAGAAGAAGCCCAUACUUGUUGUGUUGGACCAGCAAGGAAAGGUUGUCAACCUAAAUGCUUUACACAUUAUGUGGAUUUGGGGAUGCUUAGCAUAUCCUUUCGCAGUUUCUGACGAGGAAUCCAUUUGGGCGAAACAAACAUGGGGACUCCAGCUAUUGGCAGAUGUGUUUUGUCCACUAAGCUGGAUAUCAGAAGGGAAAUACGUAUGCUUGUAUGGAGGUGAAGAUCUUGAGUGGAUUAGGAAAUUCACAAGAGGCGCAUAUGCUAUGGCUGAGACUCUGGAAAUCCCACUGGAAAUGAUAUACAUAGGGAGAAGCAAUCCAGGGGAGAAAGUUAAGAAGAACACGGAAGCUAUAAUUUCAGAGAAGCUGAGCAGUACACUGGAGGACCUGACAUUAAUAUGGUACUUCUGGGUUAGAGUAGAAAGCAUGUGGCACUCCAAGUUACAGCAGGGGAAAACAGUAGAGAGUGACCCAAUAAUGCAGGAAGUGAUGACAAUUGUGAGCUUUGAUCGAAGCGAGGAAGGAUGGGCUGUGAUGGGCAGAGGAACAGAGAAGAUGGUGAAAGCAAAAGGAGAAACAUUCCUGAAAUGUGUUAAUGAGUAUCAGAAAUGGAAGGACAAGGCAAAAGAGAAAGGGGUUUUGAUAGCAAUGGAAGAAUAUAUACAAGAGCUAAGAACCCCACACCAUUGUAAUAGGUUGAUAGUUCCAGGAAGCAAUGGCAGAAGCCUAGAAGAAGUGACCUGUGCUGAAUGUGGCCGUCCCAUGGAAAGCUCUUCAUGUACCGUUGCUGCAAUGAUUAUUGAUUCAACUCUUAAAUAUAGAUCAUACAAUCCAAGUAGUGUACUUUUUUGGAUUCUCAAGACAG